AUGAAGCUCAACUUAUCCAACUUUUUUGUGUCGAUGUUCGUUGCAGGCGCUUUUGCCCAGUAUCCUUACUGCAACUGUGGCAACAGCGAUAUCCAAUGUGGUUACAAUGACGACCAGGUCUUCAACAACGGCGGCAAAACGUACACCGCGUACUGCAAUAAGCUUGACGACUACGGUGGUGCGAACUUGAAAUACUUCGUCGCCGAUUCGGUUAAGGCGUGUGUGAAGGCUUGCUCCGAAUAUCCGGAUAACAAAUGCAAGAGGGCGAUCUGGCAAACCAGCGCUGCAAGUGGUCGGCAGACGGGCUGCUGGCUCAGGGAAUGGAACAAUGUUGACUGUGUCCCGACGACAGAGAGUACUGCGUAUAGCAGUGCCCAUGUGCACGACUCUAAAUGCCCCCAGUAA
This is a messenger RNA of Penicillium antarcticum, 405 nucleotides long. RefSeq lists its product as uncharacterized. NCBI's taxonomy places the organism in Eukaryota, Fungi, Ascomycota, Eurotiomycetes, Eurotiales, Aspergillaceae. The record is from RefSeq and is a predicted model, not a curated record. The coding region runs from base 1 to 405 and encodes 134 amino acids. The transcript is spliced from 3 exons.